Messenger RNA from Zootermopsis nevadensis, 9960 nucleotides. The record is from RefSeq and is a predicted model, not a curated record. NCBI's taxonomy places the organism in Eukaryota, Metazoa, Arthropoda, Insecta, Blattodea, Termopsidae.
UUUCUAAACAUUUGGUACUGUGUUUGCUUUGUUGCAGCUUUAGCAUGCCUUAUCUCUCUUGCCUUAGUUCACACUCGGAGCACAGUCAGUGCCCAGCAAAGUGAAGGUUUCUUCAAUGGUUCAUCGUAUGUCCGAUUGUUCUCCCCAAUCUCUCUUCAUGGACACACAGGACUCAGUUUUCGGACGUGUGUCGGAGGCGAGCUGUUCUCUCAGACAAACGGUCGUAACUCAAUCUCUCUGGAGGUCCAAACAGACAGGCUUCUGUUCUCGGUGUCAGUCCAGGGACAGAACUUUGACACUCAACUCAAUGUCCGGUUCCUUGAUAACAGCUGGCAUACUGUGAACUUAUUGUACCGGCUUGGGAAUCUGACACUGUCUGUUGCAGGACACUCUCAGGUCGUUGCCAACUCAACCUACAAUUCUGAGAUUCUAAACCAUCCAGACCUGUCAAAUGAAAACUCAGUUCUCAUUGUUGGAAGAGACUUCCAUGGAUGUCUGUUGGAGGGUCCAAGCAUUGUAUUUAACAAACCAUCUUUGGUGCAGGCUCACAACGUGGAAUGGGGACCCUGUCCACUUACCAUCAACAGCUGCACGAAAACGGAUCACUGCUACAAUAAACCGUGCCUGCUGCAUGGUGAAUGCAUCUCCCUACCUGACCGGUACGAGUGUAAGUGUGCUGCUGGCUACUCUGGCAACAACUGCGAGAUUAACAAUGGUUCUCCCUGUAAACGCAACAGUGGAAAUCUUUGUAAAAAUAAUGGUCGAUGUGAAGAAGAUGCAGCAGGGAAUUAUCAUUGUUUCUGCGAAGGAAGAUUCACAGGUGCCCACUGCGAGACAGAGAUAAGCUCCCAUUUGUGUGAGAGCAACCCAUGCCAAAACAAUGGCAGCUGCCAUGUGUUGGACUCCAGUUAUGAGUGUACUUGUUUGCCAGGAUUCACAGGGCAGGACUGUGAGACUAACAUAAAUGAAUGUCUGCCGAAUCCUUGCCAACAUGGAGGUAACUGUUUGGAUGGCAUUAAUAACUACACCUGCUUUUGUGGCCGCACAGGGUACAUAGGAGUGAACUGCGAACAGAAUAUUAAUGAGUGUGAAAACAACCCAUGUCUGAACCAGGGGAGUUGUUUUGAUACUUACGGCAGCUACACUUGCCAAUGCAUGCAAGGUUUCGGUGGCCAGAACUGCGAGCUGAAUCUGAAGGAAUGCAGUUCCAAUCCAUGUCAUAAUGGAGGAGAAUGCAAAGACUUGGUUGGAAGUUAUAAGUGUGAAUGUUUACCUGGCUUCACUGGUGAUAACUGUGAGGUCAACAUUGAUGAAUGUGAAUCCGCCAUCUGUCCUGUAAACUCAGAAUGUGUUGAUGGCAUUGGAACAUAUCAGUGUGUCUGCAAAGCAGGUUUUCCAGGUACUUCUUACAACUGUACUGGAGUCAGUCUUUGUCAUAGUAUGCCAUGCCUCAAUGGCGGUACCUGCAGUGACAUGGGUGACCGUUACAACUGUACGUGUUCUGCCAGUUUUAUGGGUGUGCAAUGUGAGCGUGCUGCACUACUUGAUUGGUGCAUUGCUACACCGUGUAGAAAUGGUGGCACCUGCAUGGGCGACAGCUGUGAAUGUCCUCCGCACUUUACAGGCCGCUUGUGUGAGACACUCAUCCAGUGUUCUACUAACCCCUGUCAGCAUUCCUCAAAAUGUCAGGAUUACAGUGAUGGCUACUACUGUGAGUGUGAUCCUGGCUGGACUGGGCAAAACUGUGAGAAUGAUGUUAAUGAAUGUCACUCAAACCCUUGUCGCAACAGUGGCACCUGUGUGGACACCAUCAAUGGAUUCUAUUGCGAGUGUGCACCUGGUUUUACAGGUAACAUGUGUGGUGUGAACAUUGAUGAAUGUGCAUCAGGACCAUGUCAGAAUGGUGGCAUCUGCAUUGACCAUGUGCAUGGCUAUAAAUGCAACUGCAGUGAAGAUUUUAUGGGUGAUAAUUGUGAACUCGAGUAUGAUGUGUGCGGUCUUGUUCCCUGCAAGAACAAUGGCACUUGUAUCAGCAGCCACAACAAACGUGAUUAUCAGUGCCGCUGUCUAUCAGGAUUUGAAGGCCUUAAUUGUGAGGUGAAUAUUGAUGACUGUAUUCAAGCAAGUUGUCCAAACAACAAAGUGUGUGUUGACGGGGUGAAUGGCUAUGACUGCCGCUGUCGACAGGGUUUCACGGGUGAUAACUGUACCACAAGCAUUGACUUCUGUGAGGAGCACCCUUGUCAAAACAAUGCCACAUGUACUGACACUUAUGGCAACUACACAUGUGUCUGCCCAGUUGGCAUCACUGGGCGUAACUGUGAACAUGAUGUUGAUGAGUGUUCUAAAUCACCGGAACUUUGCAACAGCGGUAUAUGUGUCAAUAGUGUGGGAAGCUACCUUUGUUUCUGCAGUCCGGGAUUUACUGGUGACCAUUGUGACUUGGACAUUGAUGAAUGCCUAUCACAGCCUUGUCACAAUAAUGCCACAUGCAAGAACAGGAUAAACAGCUACCACUGUAUCUGUACACCUGGUUUCACAGGCAAGGACUGCAGCACUGACAUUGAUGAAUGUGCAUCUGUUCCAUGCAAGAAUGGAGCAACUUGCAUUGAUGAUAUUGCUGCCUUUAGGUGCAUCUGCCCUCCAGGUCUCACAGGUUCUCUCUGUGAGAUUGACAUUGAUGACUGUGAGUCCUCACCAUGCCUCAACGGUGGACAAUGUGUGGAUUUAAUCAACAGCUUCAUGUGUAACUGUACAGACACAGGUUAUGAAGGUGAUUUUUGUGGGAAUAACAUUGAUGACUGUCAAGCUGCCCCAUGUACCAAUGGAGCUGAGUGCCAUGAUGGUAUUAAGGAUUAUAACUGCAGUUGUUUUGAAGGUUAUACAGGUAAGAACUGCGAAAUUGACAUCGAUGAGUGUGAGAGUUCGCCAUGUCAGUAUGGAGGCACCUGUUUGGAGCGUUCAAACCAGUCUCUUUACCAACAGGUUGGAUCCCAGACUGCUUUUUUCCCUGAGAAAUUCAAGUACUUCUCUGCCAGUGGGUACAGGUGUGUUUGCGUACCAGGAAUCACUGGUGAGAACUGUGAGGUCAAUGUGAAUGAAUGUGACCCGGAUCCUUGCAUCCAUGGAUCCUGCAAAGACGUGAUAGGAGGCUAUGAAUGUGAAUGUGAGGAUGGAUUCGAAGGGGUGCAGUGUGAAACUGAGAUUGAUGAGUGUGAACAGUACACACCAUGUGUUCAUGGUACAUGCUCAGACAGAAUAGCAAACUAUUUCUGUGAUUGUGAACCCAAAUAUGGCGGUAAGAACUGCUCUGUAGAGCUAACAGGUUGCUUGGAUGGGCCCUGCUUGAACAAUGGUACCUGUAAACCCUAUCUAGAGAAUGAGACCAAUCAGAAGUAUAACUGUACUUGCCCAAAUGGUUUCCAUGGACAAAACUGUACUCAGGUUACUACAAUGUCUCUAAAUGGCUCAUCCUUCAUUUUGGUCAACACAACUCGUGAAGAGGGAUAUGACAUUCAGUUUCGAUUCAAGACUACCCUCUCCAAUGGAUUGCUUGCUAUAGGAAAGGGCUCAACAUACUAUAUUCUUGAACUGGUUAAUGGCAAGCUCAAUCUUCAUUCAAGCUUGCUCAAUAAAUGGGAAGGUGUAUUCAUUGGCUCAAAACUCAGUGACAGCAACUGGCAGAAGGUUUUUGUUGCAAUUAACACUUCACACCUGGUCCUGGCUGCGAAUGAGGAACAGACCAUCUAUCCAAUCAACCUGAGUGAGGCCAACACAUCCUUUACAAGUUUCCCGACAACAUACCUGGGGAGCACCAUGCCCUACUUGAGUGGCUUGAUACACGGUCCAUCCUCAUUCAUAGGUUGCACUGAGGAUGUUAUUAUCAAUGGUGAAUGGGUUCUGCCAAAUGUACGCACGAAGGAGGAGCUGUCUGUGCCUGUUACACUGAUGGGUGUGGAGGUGGGGUGUCCACGUGAAGACCAGUGCAAUCCGAAUCCAUGUCAUAAUGGUGGCAUGUGCACAGACCUCUGGAGGAACUUCAGUUGCGCAUGUGAACGUCCAUAUCUUGGGCACACCUGCCAGUACAACCUGACAGCAGCCACAUUUGGUUAUGAGAAUAUUACUGAUAGCCUUGUAACUGUGAUGAUGAAUGAUCCAGCCCGUAGGGCAAUUCGCAGUGUUGUGGACAUUUCCAUGUUCAUUCGGACUCGUCAGGAGGAAGGUACAAUCUUUUAUUUGGGUUCAUCAUCACUUAUCAGCUCUGGUGAGGAGACCUUUAUCCUUGCGCAGCUGGAUGCUGGAGAACUGCUGAUUAAAAUACAGUUCAGUGGCACACUGGAGAAAUACACUGUUGGAGGCCAGAAACUGGCUGAUGGGAACAACCAUCUCAUACAGGUUGUGCGUAACGUGACACUGGUCCAGGUGAAGAUAAAUGGAACAGAGUACUUCCGUAAGACUAUCUCUGCAACAGGCUCACUUGAUGUUAAUGUGCUAUAUCUUGGAGGCAUGCCUCAAAUGGGGCGCACCAUUCGCCAAGUUGAAGCAAUUCCAAAUCGAUCUGAAAUCACAAAAAUCCCAGUGAACUUCAAGGGCAUCAUACAAGAUGUGCAGAUUAGCAAUGGGAACCGCAUCAUGGUGGUAGAAUUCUUCCCAUUGAAAGCAGAGGAUCUAGACAUUCCACCUCAUUUUGGUACUGUAACCUUUGAUAAAUCGACAGUUUUGGAGGGAGUGGUAUCUGACAACUCGUGCAGAAACAACCCAUGCGAGCACAGUGGCACCUGCUUUGUGACAUGGAAUGAUUUCAGAUGUGUGUGUCCACAUGGCUACAAGGGCAAGAUGUGCCAGGAGAUGGAGUUCUGUCAGUUGCAGAACUGUCCAGCAGGCAGCACUUGCCAGAAUCUGGACAAUGGCUAUGAGUGUAUUGCCAAUGCCACUUUUGAUGGCCAUAACAUGUCACUUAACUACUCCCUUCGUGCAGUGAGCAGCUUCAAUAGUGAACAGCUGGACACCAUGAGCAUAACAUACCGUAGUCGAACAGGUGGUACCAUGCUGUACAUUCAUUCUGGUACAGAAUUCUUCUCAUUGUCUGUGUACCAUGAUCAGGUAACUGUGGCAUGGAAUUUUGAUGAGAUGCCACAUGGCCAAGUCUACAGAUUCCAUAAAGAUGAUCCAGAUGGCCAGUGGACAACAGUACUUAUCAGAAUGGACAACAAUGGCAUCAUGGGGAAAUUCAGUUUUGCUAGCGAGGACAGUGCACAAAGUUUUUCUUCUGCUAUUUUUCCUCUUGAAGCAUGGCAACAGCUUGUUACAAAUGGCAAGAUUAUGUUGGGAGGAAGGACAAAUGUACAAGACAACAUUGGUUUUGGUGAUGGAGUGUCUGUGUCAAAUAGACACAGUUAUGUGACGUUUGAUAGAUCUGGCUCUGAUAUAACGGGCUCAGGAACAAAUGAGAAUAGAGUGGACUACCCAGGUUUAGCCAUGACAACCACUACAACCCCAGUUAUUCCAUUUGCUCUUGAAGGUGCAUUCUUCAAGGGAUGCUUAGGUGAAGUCCGGAUUGGAGGUCUCUUACUUCCAUACUUCACUCCUGACCAACUGUAUUCUGACAACUCCACUGCACAGAACUCUUUUGAACUGUCUGCACCACGGGAGAGGGCACAUGAUAUAGAUGGGGGAUGUCGGUUAUGUUUCGAGAACGAGUGCUUAAAUGGGGGACAUUGUGGAGCCCCUGCAGAAUCAUAUGCUUGCAACUGUAGUGCAGGCUUUGAAAGCUAUGACUGUGCUACAAACAUUAAUGAGUGCGAGCAGAACCAGUGCCAGAAUAAUGCCACCUGUAUCGAUGGAAUUGCUAAUUACACCUGUAGCUGUCAUCAGGGUUGGGAGGGAUGGCUAUGUGAUGUUGAUAUUGAUGAGUGUACAUCCAAUCCAUGUCAACAUGAUGGGAUGUGUAUCAAUGGCUUAGGCAAGUUUGAUUGUAAGUGUACAUAUGACUACAUGGGUCUGUACUGUGAGAAUUUCAGACUUAUCACGUGUGACAAUACACCAUGCCUGAAUGGGUCCACAUGCACUGAUGUGAAGAACCCCAAGACAGGAGACAACUUCACUUGUAUCUGUAUGGAAGGCUUUGAAGGGCCAAACUGCAAUAAGCCGUACUGCCUGGAGCAGCCAUGUCAACAUGAAGGCACUUGUGACUUGACAGGACAGGCUCCUGUAUGUCGCUGUCACCCAGGUUAUGGGGGGAAGUACUGUGAGGAAGACAUGAAUGAAUGUGCAGUGGGGCCAGAAAAGAUUUCCCCAUGUCAGAAUGGAGGUAGCUGUACAGAUGGCAUCAAUAACUAUAUAUGCGACUGUUUGGGCACCGGAUAUGAAGGAAUGAACUGUACAGAAGACAUUGAUGAAUGUAGCAGAGAUCUCUUUUUGUGUGGGAUGGGUACUUGUCUCAACAUCCCAGGCAACUUCAGGUGUCAGUGCCCAGAAGGAAAGUGUGGUUUCAAGUGUGAUGAUGAUGACACAUGCUACGAGAAACCUUGCAAACAUGGUGGUAUGUGCUAUGAAAAAUGUGACAUUUCUUCUGGAGAUUACAUCUGUGAGUGCCCAGCAGCUUUCAGAGGGAAGAACUGCACAGAGGUAUAUGAGGAGGAAGAAAGUAGCAGUGCAGUGGACAUUGCCAUCAUUGUGGCACCCAUUGUCGGUCUGAUCCUCCUUGUCGUAGCAGUGGGACUUAGCGUGUUCAUUAAAAUGGCUCGCAAGAAGCGGGCAACACGAGGCACAUACAGUCCUAGUCAGCAGGAGUAUUGUAACCCUCGUGUGGAGAUGGACAAUGUGAUGAAACCACCACCAGAAGAAAGGCUCAUCUAGGUUUUUUGGUCUCGUAUUUAAAUGAAAAUUUCAGCUGUAGAAUGAAUCUCUCUUUGGAAGGAAACACAAGUUUUCAGCUGAAAGUCUCAGUGGACUGCAACUGUUGAAAAGUGGGAUUAGAGCUUGAAAUGAAAAUCAAGUUUUAAACCAUGACAGAAUGAUUUGUAACACCUUAAUAUUAUUUUAUAUUCAUCUCUUUUAACCCCUUAAGUGUGGGUGAAAUUUAUACCAUUGCAUCACUGGGUGGGGCUUUUUUAUUCCAUUAAAAGUAAUGUUGAAUUUUUUUAUAUAUUAUGAACAAUACAUAUUUAUUAGUUAUGGAAAACAAACUUUUCAUGUUGUUUAAAUUUUUAGGAAUUUUACUAACAAUUUCACCACAUUUUUAAAACAUUUUUCAUUUGUUUUCCCAUGCUAUUUCCAUUAGCUUUAGUGGAGUAAUUCACCAUAAAUUCUUAUUAAUGUCUUGCAGGACCUACUGUUCACAUAAUUCAAGAAGUCAUUUGCAAUUCUAUCAAAUUAAGAGAAAAUCAUUACACCAAAAACUACUGUUCUGUCUUGUGUGGUUGCCUGUUUCACCCCUACCAUCCAAAUCUCAGUGUAAGGUCAUAUACUAUGACUUAGAGCAGCAUCACUGAGUUAAAGAAAUUUCGCUAGAUGUCAGAACACUCGAUUGAGGCAUGACAGAAAUAGUGUGCAUAUAUAAGCUUAGCCCACUGAGAAACAGAAUUUUUUCUAAAUAGUGCAUAUAUGCACUCUCCCCACCGGGUGGGCAUUAACCAACCACGCAUGUAUGUGCUUAGCCCACUUAAGGGGUUAAUCUUGAGCCUGUAUCUUUUUAUUGAUUUUUACUGACCAGAAGUAUUAUGUGUUUUAAGGGCAUGAAUGUUCAAACAGUAGCCUUGGUUACUUUUCUUAAUUACCAUGGUUGUACACAGUUACUAUUCAAGACACAGUGACUGUUUUGUCUUUGUUCUAUUACCCAGCUACUAUUUGACACCUGACAUCUAUUUUCAAUUUGUUGAUUUAAAUAAAUUGUUGCCUGUAAUUUUGCAUUUGUAUUUCAGAAUAGUAUAAAACAGAACUUUAUUCAUAACUUUGUUAUAAACUAAAUAAGGGUUAUAAUUGUAUAGAACAAUUGCCUGUUCUAUGUUCUUAACCCUUUGUUUACUGAAGUUGGAACAAGAUGAUAGUGUGACCCACGAUGCAUGAUACUGCAGCAGCGAGGAUUCUGAUUGUCUUUACUUUAACCCGUAGACUUCUAUUUGAUCUUGUCUUCUCAGAAUCCUUUUUAAAAUCACUUCAAAAUAAAUUUCAAAAACUUGUUACAGUACAUCAGUUCCAACAAUUAAGGUACUAUGACUUUUAACCAGCGGUAUUUUACAGACAUUAAGGCAGCUAACAUCACCUGAUGGAGGUAACAUCCUGCAGAUGUCAGAGUGUGCCAGUGUGUUAAUAGAACAAUCAGUGCUUUUAGCUGGUAGGCAAUCAAUUUUGAAUGCAGGUUCAAGGUUCUUUACUAGGUAUUUUUUUAUUUUUAUGUAUGUACAUGGUAGUUUAUUUCAGAGAUUUCCCAAUGCUGAUGGAUCUCAGGUUGGCAGGUUCACCCAAUUAUGGAAUUGGAAGUCUUAACCUUUUUGGUGCAAGCCUCUGAAGAUCUUACUUGGGCAAAAGAUGCCAGUGAGGUUUUGUUAAGAUUUUAAAUUUUGAUCUUGAAUGAAAUUUAUUAAAUUUGUAUUGUUCAGAAGUGACAUGCUUAUUUUGCCUGUCAUUACUGGUUCAUUUCUUUGCCUCUAGUGCAGUGUGAUGAUUGCAGGAAACACCAGUUUCAGCAUUGCAAGGGUUAAACGUUGCUGUAGCAAGACUGUAAUUACUGUAAUUUUUUUGGCACAGAUCAUACCAUGAUAAGAUACCUGCUGCCAUUCCAUUGUUAAUAUUUUUGUUUUGAAUUUUAAUCCUUUCAGAACUGAUGGUUAAGAAUUUCAUUUCCCAAUUAACCAUAAUUUUUUGUAUGUAAAUGUGUACAUUCUAUUUUAUAUCCAUGGGCCUAUGUACAAAAAUUUAUUUUUUAAUAACUUCAUUUACUUCUGCAGAAAUGUACUGAUAUUGUAACUGACCAGUAUACCAGCUUAUCCAUAUUGUAGUUUGAUCCAUUAGUGAAAUCAAUAGUUUUGAAUCAGAAAAUCUUAGUGUUCAGUCAGAAAUUACUACAGCAAAGGCAAAGUCAUAAUUAUUGAAUUUUUAUAGUGAAUAAUGUAUAUCAGUUCUUCACCACAUUUCUGUAGGAUUUGCAUUUAUGUGUGCAGAUAUUGUAAUUUUGAAGUCUGGUCACACUUGCCACAGAAAUAGAUUAUUGCUCUCUGCGUUAGUUUACUGGGUGUCUGCAGUCAGUUGUAGUGAUUUAGGCUGUGAUCAUUACAGCCUGGUUUAUGUAAUGACAGCAGAUAGUCACCAAUGAGAUAGCAUUUUUUGUGAUGGUGUUUGCUCCAUAGUUUCCUUCAUGCUUCCAGCCCCCUUCUUGAGACUUGAUAAUUAGUGACAGGAACAAUAAUAUCCCAGAAAUCUUUGAAGACAAUAAAAAUGUCCUACAAAUUUGUUGCUAGCUAACAAGGGACAAAAUGGGUCUCUGAACAGACUGCAUCAAGGAAAGAUUAUAUUUUGCAUUACCUGUAGCAGACCAAUUACUUGUAUAUAUAAUACAAUGAUGAUAACAGUUUAUGUUGCCAAAUGCAAUUUUUAUUUCAAAUUUUAAACAUAUCUUUUGUAUCCAUAUUGACAAAGGUCCGAGCAAUAUUUUGAAUGAAAUUAAGCCCUGGGAGUUUGUGUAAUAAUGUGUACAUACUGUAAUCACUUUCAUAACCAAAGAGUUUCCUCUUAUUUUAUGAUACUCAUUGAUAACAGUGAGUUCAACCAGACAGCCGUCCAGUGUGUGUGUGUGUGUAUAUGUGAGCAUAUGCUGUAAAUAUAUGUACAGUGUUCGAACAAGUGACAACUGUGAACAAAACACAACAAUGCUAUUAAAAGUGUGUGCAUGAAAUGGUGUAAAAUAUGUACAUCUUCAUAUUAACAUUGCAGCAUAAAACAUGAAAUAUUGAAGUAGCUUUA